GAAAAUAAUUAAACGCGAACAUUUCAACGAAUAUGUAUUGAUUGUUUAAAAUUUUCUUCAUUUAGAUAAUUCUAAAUAAAUAAAAAUUCUUUCUGUAAGUAUAAAAAAUAUAUUCGGCAAUAACGGAUAGCGAGAACACGGAAAGGAGAGCGAAACGUGGGUAGGAGAGCUCAAAAGCAAGAAGGAAAGAGAGGAAUUCUCAUUACGUAUGGAAGAGCGUAACUUUUGAUUCAAAUGGAGAGUAAUCGCCACGACGCUCACCGAGAUUACCCCCGUGGGAUUGUUCGAUAUUCUUUCUCUCUCUUUCUCUCUCUUUAUCUCUCUUAGUACAUUAUUCUUUCGACAAGAUCGAGGAGGACGCAAAGGGUGAGGGUGAUACCGUGACAACGCCCGGUGAUACCUCGGCGCAACCCUAUAAAACCUCAGGAUCGCUGCUGUAUCGGCACCAAUCCGUUUUGAGAGCUUCUCGAGGAAACUGUGAUAAGUAACAACAUCCAACGCGGGAGAAGAGAUGAUCAAAUUCAUCGGCAAAUUUCCCUGGACAUUGGGGACCUUCUCUUAUUCCUAUCUUCUUGUAUUAUUCUUCUUCUUGACGUCCUGUACAACCGCGGAAUACGAUUCAAGAGAUGUGGCGAGCAUGUCGAACGACAGAACGCAGGACAAUGAUUUUCGUUCGUGUACUGAAGGAAAAUGCAUAAAGCGGACUAUGCAAAAGAUGAGCAGUGGGAUGUGGUUUGGACCGCGACUUGGAAAACGUCGAAAGUUUGAAGGUAGAACGAGUAUGGACACCGAAUUGGAGGCUGUCGCUAAUGCUUUCGACGAUUCAGAUUGGACUAUUGUCGCUUUAUCAGGCGACAAGGGACGGACGGCUAAUCGAGUUAAGGUCAAUCAAGAAGGAGACUACGAUGAAAACGAACUUUUUACCAAGUAUUUAGCUUCGAAGAAUUUGGAGAGCGCACAAAACGAAGGGACGUUCUCCAGCGAACCAUUUUCUUUGACGAUUAAUCGCGGAAAUCGUCGAGUCCCUUUGACGAUUUCAUCGCGGUUUGCUCAUCGAUCGCGCGUUCCGCCGUUUUAGGAAAGAAAAAAAGAAUGAUAGCCCAUAGUUAACUCCCAAAAUUUAUAAAAUAAGAGAGAUUCGAUUAACUAACGCCUUAUUGGAAUUACUAAGAAAUAAAGUAUUCACGUUUGUUUGCAAUCCUUCAUUUAUUUCAUUUCGAUCCUAUCUUUCUUAAGACGUCAAAAAAUAAUCAUAUCGAAACGCGGUAUUUACGUUUGCAUAGCGUAGAUAAUAAAUAAAAAAAAAAAAAAAAAAAAAAAAAAAAGGGUGUGUAUUAUUGCUCGAAGAUAUUAUUAUUAGUAGGAGGAGAGAGAGAGAGAGA
Vespa mandarinia (Asian giant hornet) is the source of this 1382-nucleotide messenger RNA. It is a transcript of the gene Pban, whose product is annotated as pheromone biosynthesis-activating neuropeptide. Lineage: Eukaryota; Metazoa; Arthropoda; Insecta; Hymenoptera; Vespidae. Gene Ontology annotation, biological process: neuropeptide signaling pathway. The record is from RefSeq and is a predicted model, not a curated record. Gene Ontology annotation, molecular function: neuropeptide hormone activity.